Hyaloscypha bicolor E is the source of this 1430-nucleotide messenger RNA. RefSeq lists its product as uncharacterized. Lineage: Eukaryota; Fungi; Ascomycota; Leotiomycetes; Helotiales; Hyaloscyphaceae. The record is from RefSeq and is a predicted model, not a curated record. Gene Ontology annotation, molecular function: FMN binding. The transcript has a single exon. The coding region runs from base 128 to 994 and encodes 288 amino acids.
UGAACAUCCGACUUGGGAGAGCGAGUUGCAGAGGCAUUGUUUACAUAUAUCACGACAAGAUUAAUCGAUACUUAUAUUCACGAUAGCUUCCUCAGCCAGCGCCCGUCUCGUGCAGAUCGCUCGCACAAUGUCAACGACUUCGAAGACCCCGUCGAGCGCCGGCGUCGCGCCAUGGCGGCCACUCUUCUGUUCCCAUCUCUCCAAGAUGGACUCUCCCGAAUUCGUCUUCACAUCUCUCCACCCAGCAGAAUCCAAAGACUCGCCAGUCCCAUAUGUCCCGCGAGCUAGAACCUGCAUUUAUCGGGGGAUGUGGGCAGAGCUGCCCGAGAACAAGCACAACGAGGCACCGAAAAAUGAUCGAGUCUACGAGAGCGAUCUCUUGACUAUGACAACCGAUGUUAGGAUGGCGAAGGUUCCAGAGAUAUUUGCUAGUUCACCUGGUCAUGGUGAUGUUUCUCAGAGCCAGGGAAGCGGAGGAGGUGGACCUGUUGAAGCUGUGUUUUGGGUGAAGGAUGUGAUGACACAAUGGAGGAUCAGAGGGGAUGCAUAUAUCGUGGGUCAAGAUAUCGAGGGUUCUGGAGAGGAGUCCAGCGGGACGAGGACCGUGAAGAGUAAGGUUGGAGAGAGGAUGCGGAUUGUGAAGGAGGAGGGGAGGGACAGCUGGAGCUGGGGCACAGAGCUCACCGCUCACUUCGGCAAUCUGAGUCCCGGCAUGAGGGGUAGCUUCAGAAAUCCUGUCCCUGGUUCUCCUGUUUCGAUUCCGCCGAGUGAUAAGAACUUGGGAUUGGGACAGCGAGUUAAUGAUCUACAGGAUGAGGUUGCGAGGAAGAAUUUUAGGGUCAUCAUUAUCAAGCCCGAUGAGGUUGAGCAGGUCGAUUUGAGCGUCCCCGACAAGUCUCGGCGGUGGAAGUACACCUUCGUCGGACCGAAUGGCAGCGAGACUCCGCGGGGUAAAGAAGUCGGUAAAUGGAAAGUUGAAGAGCUUUGGCCCUGAUAUUAUUUGCAGGAGAUGUUGUUUCUGCCACGUCUGCAAGAGAGAAGUGUUACAAACUGGUGGAGAAGGAAGACCAAGGGUUGCCGUGACGAUUCGUAUUUGACCGUAUCGCAUCAACUUCAAGGCCUGAGCCGACAUUGUGAUCGCUGUGUGCCGUGAUGCUUUAUUUAUCCCAUCCAAUUUACCCAUUCUUCCUUGACCUUUUUGCUCCCCGAGCAAAAGUCCGAGCACCUGCGCCUCUCUUUGAAAGCACGUUUUUCACCAGGAUUAAGUUCACACGUUAUCUCCACCCCAUGUCAUUAAUUUUGUUUCCCUCACGGCGGCUUCGAUUUGGCGUUCUCGAAACCUUCGAAGGCGUCAGAGGCUCUUUUCAAUCUCAGACCGGAUCUGGUGAGGAGCUUCCCCGUAGUGGAGAGCUCAGAGCCCUACGCUUUGA